Messenger RNA from Triplophysa dalaica, 5095 nucleotides. RefSeq names its product protein Smaug homolog 2. Gene Ontology annotation, biological process: regulation of mRNA stability; nuclear-transcribed mRNA poly(A) tail shortening; negative regulation of translation. Gene Ontology annotation, cellular component: P-body. The coding region runs from base 406 to 2439 and encodes 677 amino acids. NCBI's taxonomy places the organism in Eukaryota, Metazoa, Chordata, Actinopteri, Cypriniformes, Nemacheilidae. Gene Ontology annotation, molecular function: mRNA binding; protein binding; translation repressor activity. The record is from RefSeq and is a predicted model, not a curated record. The transcript has 12 exons.
GUGAGUGAGUGAGUGAGUGAGUGGAUGAGCUCGAGCUCCAGUGAUCUUCAGGCCUGCGUGUCUCUCUCUCUUUCUUACUCUUGUCUGUCGGACCCGCGCCUUUCCACGCAUUCAUUUCACACGCGUGUUGAACAGCGGUGGGAUCUCUGCAUGUGCGGUGAUGCUCUAGAGACGUCCUCUGCACUCUCUCACUGGAUUACGCCUGUUUCCGCCAGUGACCUUUGAACUCUGGAGCGGGACGCAGAAAGACAUCUCGGUCUUGGUGACGUCCACUCAGGGCCAGAACCAUGUGAGGGAUUAUUGGACAGAUCUGUGAGUGGACUGGAGCACUGCCUGCUACCCCGCCCCAGUUUAUAGAAGCCCCGCCCCUGCCUUCAGCCCCUCCUGUUCCCAUAGAAACUCGUCAUGAUGUUCCGGGAUCAAGUGGGGAUUUUGACGGACUGGUUUAAGGGCUGGAACGAGUGCGAGCAGACAGUGGCCCUGCUGUCGUUGUUGAAGCGUGUUUCGCGCACGCAGGCCAGGUUUCUGCACAUCUGUCUGGAUCACUGGUUGGCCGACUGUACAGAGAUUCACAUACUGGAGGCCGAGGCAAACAACGCAGCGAUUGUGAGUCAGUGGCAGCAGGAGCCGAAGGAGAAAGUGGUGUCUCUCCUGCUGUCUCACCUCCCCCUGCUGCAGCCACGGAACACCGAGGCCAAGUGUGAGUACAUGAACCUCCUGCAGAAAGUCUUGAGUCACACCAUCGAGAGCAGUCUGUUCGUGGAGGAGAGCCGUCAGCUGCUGUCUUACGCCCUCAUUCACCCCGCCACCACCAUUGACGACCGAAACUCUCUGGCCAUGUGGCUCAAUCACCUGGAGGAGCAUCUUUCAUCGCGGCCGCCCCCGUCCGGACCGUACCAACAUGCCCGGCAGGGAUCCGACGAGUGGCCGGGUUCCGCAGAGUCCUUGGAGCCGUCGUACGGCUGGCAGGAGAACCUCCCGUCCACGUGCAGCUCGCCGGCCGGGCAGAACGGGCACGUGGCUUUUCCCGGUAUGGGCGGCGUUACCUCGCCCGUCAACAGUGCCGGCAACGUGGGCUCAAUGGGGCUGCAGGUACAGCCCAGCCCGCUGAAGCCUUGCAUGUCACUCACCCCUGCCAAUCAGCUCGCCUGCAGCUCUGAUUGGCUGAACCAGGAGGAAGGGGGUGGAUGCCAAGGGGGUGCGGGAGCAGAACACGCCCCUCUGUCACCCCAGAGCAGCGUUGCAUCAUCGGGGAGCGAACAGACGGAGGAUCAGAGCAACACACGCAACACUUUCCAAGAGGAUGGCAGCGGAAUGAAAGAUGUGCCGGCAUGGCUGAAGAGUCUCCGUCUGCAUAAAUACGCGACACUUUUCUCUCAGAUGACAUAUGAAGAAAUGAUGAUUUUGACAGAACGACACCUAGAGUCUCAGAAUGUGACAAAAGGUGCUCGGCAUAAGAUCGCUCUGAGCAUACAGAAGCUCAGAGAGCGACAGAGUAUUCUGAAAUCUCUUGAAAAGGAUAUUCUAGAAGGCGGAAACGUUCGCAAUGCUUUACAAGAACUACAGCAGAUCAUCAUCACGCCAAUCAAAGCUUACAUCACACCCACUGCUGCCCAGAAGGAGGUGGAGCCUGGAGUUACACCUGCCAAUAAAGCGGCCAAUCCCGGCGAGGAGAAGGAAACGGAAGUUUUCCAGACCCACAAUCCUCCUCCGUGUGAUGGAGAGUCCUCGUCUGCACCCAUUUAUGACGGAGAUAUUGCUGGACAGUUCACACGUGUGAUGGGGAAAGUGUGUACUCAGUUGUUGGUCUCCAGGCCGGAUGAGGAGAACAUCAGCUGUUACCUGCAGCUCAUUGAGAAGUGUCUGACACAUGAGGCAUUUACAGAGACGCAGAAGAAGAGGCUUUUGUCAUGGAAACAGCAGGUCCUGAAGCUGCUCCGCCUCUUUCCAAGGAAAGCUGUGAUGGACAGCGGAGUGUACCGGAGAGGGUGGCCAGCGUACGGCUCCAACUCUCUGCCCACAGCUGGUUCUGUGAGCGCGGGUUUGGGCCGGCGGGCACAGCGUCCGUUCCAGAUGCCCCCGCGUGGAGGAGCUCCUGCCCCCCGGAGCAUGGGACUGAUGACUGCCGGUGGUCUGACGGGAGCUUCACCUCGACACUCGCUCACCAGCCCUGCGGCCGUCACGGCACAGGGACGACAGAAUUUGUGGUUUGGGAAUCCAGGCGGCAGUAACAGCAUGCCGAGCCAGAGCAGAAGUUCUGUUCAGAGGACGCACUCGCUGCCCGUGCACACGUCUCCACACACCAUGCUUCUGUUUCAACAGCAAGAAUGCCAAUUGCCAGGAACGGAUUUGGAGAUCAACCCCACUCUGGAGUCUCUGUGCCUCAGCAUGACGGAGCACGCUUUAGGAGAUGGAAUGGACCGAACAUCAACGAUAUGAAAACAAACCCCGAGGCCGCCACCGAGUCGUCUGCCCCAGUAGCCCGACACACACGCUAACAGCGAGCCAGCGUUAGCAGUCACUACAAAACCACACCAAACUAACUGUGUAUAUGUGCUCUAAUAUUUUUCUACUUUAUUGUACUAAGUUUAUUAUAAAUGGAAUACAAAAGAACUAUUAUAUUGGCGGGAAAGACCGAAGCUCGCAGCUGAUUGGCCGGAGGCGUGUGAACCGUAAGGAGGUCGGUAGCCUGUGGUAUGAACCGAUGGCCGUUUACAUCCGCUUGCUGUGUUCACCUGUCGCUGCUGUGUGUCUGGGACGGACGUCUGCACCCUUACAUCUGUAUAUUUAUCCGUGAUAACGUGGAGGUACAAGAGGCGUCUUAGCACUUAUGCGUGACAUGUUUACCGCGCGUCACUCCGGCUGCGCAGCCAUUUUGUAAAUUCACAGGAAUGGAAAAAUCACAGGAGUCUUUAUGAAGAUGACUUUUAUACGCAAAUGUCUGUGUGGGGGAUUGUGGGAGCCGUGGUUUCAGAGAGAUGGAGCUGCGCUCGUCCCUUCAAACCUUUGCUCCUCUAUGACUGACAGGGACGACGACGGACGACUGACCGACUGACCGAACUCCAUAAAUUUCAUCAUCUCCCUGUCACGAGAGGCCACUUCAGAGUUUCCAUCAAUUGCAACGGUGCUUGUCAACAGCAAACCUAUGUUUGAGGGCUGUUGUGCGGUUCAUCGCGACUAAUCGAUUGCAAAAUAAAAGUUUUUGUUUACUGUUAAUAUGUGUGUGUACUGUAUAUAAUAAUUAUGUAUAUAUAAAUACACACACAUCCAUGUAUCUUUUUAAGAAAAUUUAUAUUUGUAUAUAUUAAAUAUUCAUGUUUAUAUACAAUAUAAAUUAUAUAUAAAUAUAAAAAUGUAUAUACAUGUGUAAAUAUUUCUUAAUUGUACAUAUUUGUAUAUUCAUAAUAAUUAUAUACAGUACACACACAUAUAUUUUAUGUGAACAAAAACUUUUAUUUUGCAAACAAUUAGUCUUGAUUGUUCGCGUGACAGCCCUGUGUCUAUUCAUGAGGGUUUGUGUUCUUGUGGAAUGGUACAGACCCAUCGGACCUCACAGCAGCAUCAGACGUGUGUGUGUGUGUGUGUGUGUGUGUGUGUGUGUGCGUGUGCGCGCGGUCGAGGUCUACCUGUUUUUUACGUCUCACGCAGAUAUCGAGAAGCGUCUCUAUAUCCAGUAAAACUUUAUUGACUGAAAAAAGUUUCUUUGUUUUUGUUCAAACUCAUUUUGUGUUGCUUCACAGUUUACUGCUUGAACUUUAUACGGCACGAGGAAGGUCUUUAGGACGAGAUCUGGGUUCAUGAGGAUUUUGGUGUUGUGACGUUAUUGUUCCCCCUCUUCUAAAAAAACUUGUCAUUUGUAGAAAAUGCAUCUUACUUCAAAUCUUUUUUGACAUUUGUUCUGGAACACAAGACAAAAAGACCAAGUAAGAGAGUCAUUUUGUGCAGCGCAGUUACAAAUGACAAGGUUUUUUAGAAGAGGGGGCGCAAUAACGUCACAAUUACCAAAAACCUUGUCGAUUGUAACAGUGCUGUACAAAAGGACACUCUUACUUGGUCUUUUUGUCUUGUUUUCCAGUACAAUUGUCUAAAAACAUUUUUGAAGCAAUAUGCGUUUUCCAUCAAACUGACCUAAGAAAGCAAGUCUUGUUUUUAGUUAAAACAUACAAAUGAACUAAAAAUAAUUAUUUUCUUAGUCAGUUUGAUCAUCAAUAAAACGCAUCUUGUUUCAAAUGUUUUUUAGACAUUUGUACUACAAAACAAGACAACAUGACUAAGCAAGGGAGUUAUUUUGUAUUCUGCGUAACAAGGCAAAUGGAUAAAAGAGCAGAUCCAUGCCGAGAGUUCUGUCUGGGUGUUUUCUCGAAGCUUUUGAUGUGAAAUCUAAGCAGGACGUUAGGCUCUCCACUGAUGUUGUGCUCAUCUGUUCGCUCAGGAUCAUCUCGCUAUGCAACUUCACGGACGUUUCUGUCAUCGUGACCGCAGAUGAAUUCGGUAUGACACUUAUUCCCAGCCGAUGAAGAGAAUAUUCAGAACAGUUUGAAAUUGAAAAGCGGUCACGUAUGCUAAAAGAUCAAAUGCCGAUGAGAGAAAUCAUGGCCAAAUUCUCCAGCGCACACAAGUCUUGUAUCGGACCUCACUGUGUUUGUGUGUUUUACUGGUGUGUGUGUGAGUGUGUGUGAGAACAGCCUGGUGCUGCAACCUUCAUCAUGUUGUUCAGUGUGAGAGAGUGAGACGGGGUCAGGAACCCUUGGAUGGUCAAAAUCUUCCUCUGUGUUCAUGGGGUGACCGGUCAAGAAGCUUUAAACGAGAGAGAUUUAAGGUGGCAGCAUUGUCUUCUACUUAUGUCUGCUGUUACACGUUCUGUCUGUCAGCCACGGAGACCUCUGACUGUGAAUCUUUGUGAAGGCUGACUGCAGGACCCUCUGCUCCAGAUCAGACACAGAUGAACAGCGCUUGGGAUGAGCUGCUAUUAUGAUUAUGAUUAUUACUGACAUCUGGAGUGAUGGGACUUGUGUGUGUUGCUCUGUUUGGUUGAAUUCUUCUAAUAUCUUUGUCAUGCUUCUUAUAUGGAAAUAAUAAACUGUUCCUGUUUUGC